AUGGAGCACUCGGAAAAAGAAGCGAUUAGCAGGGCCUAUGCGCACGACACGGCCGGGCUGACGACACCUCAUGACAACGUUCCCACCGUGGCAGUAGAGCGCGUCGACACGCUGGCCUCAUACGAGAAUGGCGAUUCCUCAGACGAUGUCUCCUACGCCGCUUCGGAGCGACUCUCAAUCGAAGUAGCCGGUAAAGCGGACGGCGCGCACGGCGUCAACGUCGCCGGAGCGGAAAAGCAAUUCCAUCAACUCCAGCGCACUUUUAGCCAUGUCAGCAAGGCUUCGACGAAAUUGUCGCGACAGCAAAGCCGGCAGCGGGACGAGAAGCAGCGCGACCUGGAGAAGGGCGGGGCGUCGGAGUCCAGCGAGGAGGCCGAGCCGUUCGAUCUCGAGGAUAUCCUGCGAGGCAAUCGGCGGCUGGAGGAGGAGGCCGGGAUCAAGUCGAAGCAGAUUGGCGUCGUUUGGAGCGGGUUGACGGUCAGAGGCGUCGGCGGGACGAAGAUUCUCGUUCCCACGUUUUUCCCGGAUGCGUUUGUCGGCUUUUUCGGGGCGCCGUUUCGGCUGCUGAUGAAGUUGAUGCCGGCGCGAAGGAAGGCGAAUGAGGUGGAUAUUCUGCAUGACUUUAAUGGGGUGGUGAAGCCCGGGGAGAUGGUGCUGGUGCUGGGACGGCCGGGAUCAGGCUGUACUACGUUCUUGAAGGUCAUUGCCAAUCAACGGUACGGCUACACGUCUAUUGACGGCGAUGUGCGGUACGGACCCUUCACGAGCAAGGAGUUCGAGACUCGGUAUCGUGGCGAGAGCGUUUAUUGUCAAGAAGAUGACGUCCAUCUGGCCGCAUUGACCGUUGGGCAGACGCUGGGCUUUGCAUUGGAUACCAAAGUUCCCGGAAAGCGACGUGGGAACCUCACCGCCAAAGUGUUCAAAGAAGAGGUUGUUGAUUUGCUGCUACGGAUGUUCAAUAUCGAACACACGCGGAACACGAAGUGUGGAGAUCAGUUCAUCCGCGGCAUCAGCGGCGGCGAACGGAAGCGCGUGUCAAUCGCAGAGACGUUCAUUACCGGCGGCUCGGUCAUCUCUCACGACAACACCACUCGUGGGCUCGAUGCCUCGACGGCCGUGGACUACGCAAAGUCGUUGCGGGUCCUGACGAACAUCUACAAGACGACAACAUUCGUCAGUCUGUACCAGGCCUCCGAAUCCAUCUAUAAGCAGUUCGACAAAGUCAUGGUAAUCGAUCAAGGCCGUCAGAUUUUCCUCGGCCCAGCCAACGAAGCGAGAUCCUACUUUGAAGGCCUGGGCUUCCUACCCAAGCCUCGACAGACGACCCCGGACUAUCUCACCGGCUGCACCGACUCCUUCGAACGAGAAUAUCAAAAAGGUCGAGACGAGUCAAACGCACCGCACUCCCCCGAAACGCUGGCGGCAGCGUUUCAGCAAUCGCCAUACGCCACUCGCCUUGCGGAGGAAACGAAGGAAUACGUGGAUGUUCUUCAGGAGAACCAGCAGAUUCAUGACGACUUCAGGACGGCUGUGCUGCAGGGGAAACGCCACUACACCAAGAAAUCCGUCUACUCUAUUCCCCUCUACUUACAGAUUUGGUUUCUGGCAAAGAGGCAGUUCUGGUUGAAGUGGCAGGACAAGUUCUCCUUGUGUGUGGGCUGGGCCACUACGAUUAUUAUUGCGGUUAUCAUUGGCACUGUGUGGCUGCAACUCCCCACAACCUCCCAGGGUGCUUUCACGCGUGGUGGUGUCCUGUUCAUCUCGCUUUUAUUCAACUGCUUUACGGCCUUUGGAGAAUUGGCUGGAGUGAUGGUCGGCCGGCCACUGGUCAAUAAACAUCGAGCCUACGCAUUCUACCGCCCCUCUGCACUAUGGAUCGCACAAAUCGGCGUCGACCUCCUCUUCUCUAGCGUGAAGAUUCUGGUGUUCAGCAUCAUGGUCUACUUCAUGUGCGGGCUCGUGCUGGAUGUCGGCGCAUUCUUCACUUUCGUCCUGGUCAUCAUCACGGGCUAUCUUGGCAUGACUUUGUUCUUCCGAACGGCCGCCUGCUUGUGUCCGGAUUUCGAUUCGGCGAUUAAGACAGCUGUGCUGAUUAUCACACUCUUUGUCCUAACUGGCGGCUACUUGAUACAAUACGCCAGCGAACAGGUAUGGCUCCGGUGGAUCUUCUACAUCAACCAGCUGGGCCUUGGCUUUUCUUCCAUGAUGAUCAACGAGUUCUCGCGAAUCGACCUCACCUGUGACGGUACCUCGCUUAUCCCGUACGGACCAAGCUACAACGAUAUCACCCACCAAGUCUGCACUCUUCCAGGAAGCCAUGCCGGCACCGCUAUCGUCAGCGGCUCUGCCUACGUCACUCAACAUUUCCAAUACGACGUGAAAGAUCUCUGGCGAAACUGGGGCAUCAUGGUCAUUCUCAUCAUCGCUUUCCUGAUGGCCAACGUCUACCUGGGUGAGUAUAUCAGGUGGGGCGCCGGCGGCAGGACGGUCACGUUUUUCGUCAAGGAGAAUUCCGAGCGAAAGGCUUUGAACGACACGUUAGUUGGAAGCAAGGAUUCUCGUCGCCGCAAAGACAGCGAACACGCCGAGACCGAGCUUCGUAUUGAGUCCAAGGCCGUCCUCACGUGGGAAGAUAUGUGCUACGACGUUCCUGUGUCGUCUGGACAGCUACGUCUUUUGAAACACGUCUAUGGCUACGUCAAACCUGGCGAACUUACCGCUUUGAUGGGCGCAUCGGGUGCUGGGAAGACCACACUGCUCGACGUGCUCGCCAAUCGAAAGAAUAUUGGCGUUAUUAGCGGCGACAAGCUGAUCGACGGGAAAACACCCGGCACCGACUUCCAACGUGGAACGUCGUAUGCUGAACAACUGGAUAUGUUCGAGGAGACCCAAAGUGUCCGCGAGGCGCUCAGAUUCUCGGCGGAGCUCAGGCAGCCUUACGAUACACCGCUGGCCGAGAAGCACGCAUACGUGGAAGAAGUGAUCGCACUGCUAGAAAUGGAAAACAUAGCGGAUGCCAUCAUUGGCAGUCCCGAAGCAGGUCUGGCAGUUGAACAGCGCAAGCGAGUCACGAUCGGUAUUGAAUUAGCCGCGAAACCUCAGCUGCUGCUCUUCCUCGACGAGCCUACAUCGGGUCUGGACAGUCAAUCAGCGUACAACAUCGUCCGUUUCCUCCGGAAAUUGGCAGCAGCCGGCCAAGCGAUCCUCUGCACCAUCCAUCAACCCAACGCCUCGCUCUUCGAAAACUUCGACAGACUCUUACUACUGCAGUCUGGAGGCGAGACGGUAUACUUCGGCGACAUUGGCAAAGACGCAGCCAUCCUUCGAGAAUACUUUGCCAAACACGGCGCCUACUGCGAGCCCGACGAAAACCCAGCAGAAUGGAUGCUCGACGCCAUCGGCGCCGGGCAAUCCCCGCGCAUCGGCGACAAAGACUGGGGCGCCAUCUGGAACGACUCGGCGGAAUUCGAAAACGUCAAAGAGGAGAUUGUCCGGCUCAAGACGGAGCGAGUGCGCGAAACGGAGUCCCAAACGGUCGCUCCUGCGAAGGAGUUUGCCACUCCGCUCUGGCAUCAAAUUGUGACUGUCAACAAACGGCAGCAGAAGGCUUUCUGGCGGCAGCCGAAUUAUGGCUUCACUCGGCUUUUCAACCAUGUGAUUAUUGCGCUUUUGACGGGGCUUAUGUUUUUGCAACUCUCGGACUCUCGGACGUCGUUGCAGUACAGGGUUUUCGUGAUUUUCCAGGUGACCGUGCUUCCUGCUCUGAUCCUCGCGAGCGUAGAACCCAAGUACGACAUUUCACGCCAGAUCUACUACCGGGAAGCCUCCGCCAAAACCUAUCAACAGCUCCCCUUCGCGCUCUCCAUGGUCCUGGCCGAAAUCCCCUACUCAAUCAUCUGCGCGGUGUCCUUCUUCCUUCCCAUCUACUAUAUUCCCGGAUUCAACCCUCACACCGGCCGCAGCGGAUACUUUUUCGCGGUUGUCAUUGUUACAGAGCUGUUCUCUGUCGUUCUCGGACAGAUGAUCUCCGCGUUCACGCCGAGCACCUACAUUGCGAUUCUCUUCAACCCGUUCGUCAUCAUUGUUUUCGCCCUUUUCUGUGGUGUUACCGUUCCGCCGCCGGAGAUACCGUCUUUCUGGCGAGCUUGGCUGUACCAGCUCGACCCUUUCACCCGCCUCAUCAGCGGCCUAAUGUCCAACGAACUCCACGGCCUCCCAGUAAAAUGCACCGACUCCGAACUCAAUCGCUUCACCUCUCCACCCGGCAAAACCUGCGGAGAGUACAUGUCCGCCUUCUUUGCAUCCGGCGGCCCGGGGUAUCUCGUCAACAACCAGACGUCCGAGUGUGGCUACUGCGCGUACAAGGUCGGCGAUCAGUUCUACGAAGAGUUUGGGAUCGAUUUCUCGACGCGCUAUCGCGAUCUGGGCAUUUUGAUUGCGUUCAUUGGGAGCAAUUUGAUUUUGCUGUUUGUUGCGAGUCGCUAUGUGAACUACAAUCGGCGGUAG
Molecule: messenger RNA, 4506 nt
Organism: Neohortaea acidophila
Lineage: Eukaryota; Fungi; Ascomycota; Dothideomycetes; Mycosphaerellales; Teratosphaeriaceae
Product: ABC-2 type transporter-domain-containing protein
Exons: 4
Coding region: 1-4506 (1501 amino acids)
Biological process (GO): transmembrane transport
Cellular component (GO): membrane
Molecular function (GO): ABC-type transporter activity; ATP hydrolysis activity; ATP binding
Source: RefSeq, a predicted model, not a curated record